Molecule: messenger RNA, 2515 nt
Organism: Condylura cristata (star-nosed mole)
Lineage: Eukaryota; Metazoa; Chordata; Mammalia; Eulipotyphla; Talpidae
Gene: DUSP11
Product: dual specificity phosphatase 11 (RNA/RNP complex 1-interacting)
Exons: 9
Coding region: 72-1073 (333 amino acids)
Biological process (GO): protein dephosphorylation
Molecular function (GO): protein tyrosine/serine/threonine phosphatase activity; polynucleotide 5'-phosphatase activity
Source: RefSeq, a predicted model, not a curated record
AUCGUGUUCUGGCAGCAGGACUGGCGGCUUUGGCGCUCUUGGUGUUGGGUGGGCGGCAUUUGGGGGCACACAUGAGCCAGUGGCAUUGUGGCCGGGGCGGCUGGGGUCACGAACGCGUCUUUUCUGGACGUUCCAAAGCCAAGAAAAAAGGCGGAAACCGCAUCCCCGAAAGGUGGAAAGACUAUCUCCCAAUUGGACAGCGGAUGCCUGGGACUCGUUUCAUUGCUUUCAAGGUUCCUUUGAAAAAGAGUUUUGAAGAGAAACUUGCCCCAGAAGAACGUUUUUCUCCCUUGGAUCUUUUAAACAAAAUCCAAGAACAGAAUGAAGAACUUGGACUGAUUAUUGAUUUAACAUAUACUCACCGCUAUUAUGAACCAGAGGACUUACCAGAAACUAUUCCUUAUUUAAAAAUUUUUACAGUUGGACAUCAGGUGCCUGAUGAUGACACUAUUUUAAAAUUCAAACAUGCCGUUAAUAGGUUUUUGAAAGAAAAUAAAGAUAACGACAAACUUAUUGGUGUCCAUUGUACCCAUGGUUUAAACAGAACUGGCUACCUCAUUUGCAGAUAUUUGAUUGAUGUAGAAGGCAUGAGGCCAGAUGAUGCAAUUGAAUUAUUCAAUAGGUGCCGGGGACAUUGCUUAGAAAGACAAAACUACAUUGAAGACCUUCAGAAUGGUCCCAUCAGAAAGAAUCGGAAUUCCAGUAGAUCCAGAUCAAGUAACUUUAAAGACUCAACACAUAUGAUGGAAACAGUCCAUACCAGGCAUAAGUCUGUUAAACAAGGAUCAAGGAAUCACCUGCAUCGGACCCACGGUUAUGCAGUAACUCCUCAUCAUUUCCACACUCAUACCCAAGCUUUGCAGCAGUCAGUAAGACAAUUUCCAUGGAAUCAGAACAUUUACCAGGGAAGCUAUAUUCCUCCUCCUCCGCCUGGUCCCCCUGGAGAGGACUUUUCACAUCAGAGAUACUCUUGGAAUGUAAUGCCAAACACCAGUCAAGCAGCCCAGAAUAAAAGAUGCCCUGACAGUUAUUAUAGACUACCCUAUCCAACCUAUUAUGGAUGGACUGAGUGACAAAAUCUUCCCUGGAGAUCUUUCUGGAACUGAACAGGACUGAAGACAGUUGGAGUGAUUUUUUUGUAAGAUGAAGGUUUACAAUCCGUAAAUUGUUCCCUUACGUGUUCAAGCUUAAAUAAAAAUUAUAUUGGUACUUCUUUACUGACAGAUUUAUAGUAGUUACAACAGUGAAGGAGAUAUCUGCUGUUCUAGUCUUAAAUUUUUUUAAAGGAAGAUAUUUUAGAACUGAUAAGAGUAAUACUUCCCCUGUAAAUUAUUGUUCAAAGUUCUGUCUUCUUUUUCUAUGUAUCUCCAUCUGAAUAGACUUGUGAUAUGAGUGAAUGUAUAUACACUUGUAUUGUUUUUGUCAUAUUCUGUUGACCCAAUCAACAGUAUCUUUUUCCUCAACUAUAUAAAACUUUUAUUAAAGUACCUAGGAGACAGUAUAUUUAAAGUCUAGUCACUCCUUGCAUUUUUGUGAUAUUUCUUUCCUUUAUCAAUCAGUCUGUUGUGAGAUUUGACCAGCUUCCUUUAACUGAAUUGCCAGAUAGGCUAUUUAACACAGGGGUAGUGAGUAAACAUUUAAGCUUGAUUAACUGGACAAGAGAGACUGACUGAUAAGUCAGAAUACUGGAUAAUUUACCUGACAAGGUAAUUAGCAGCUGGCUAGAAUUAUUCAGUAAAACUUGAAAACUUUUAUAUACUAUAAGGAUUGCUUGUUAAAUAUGACAUUUAAAGCCUGGGAUAUUUGGGAAGACUUCAUGGCUCCUAUGUUAUUGCUUCUCUACUGAAUGUAACCUGCUGGAAUUUUUAUCUUCUUGCAUCUCAUAGCAGAGUGGUGCCUUGAUUUUGACUUUUUUAAAGUUUUCCCUUCUGAUGUUUCAGUGUGCUAGAACUUGGGAAUGUUUGUUACAUGUCAUUGCAGAAGUCAGAAACUUUUGUUUGCUCUACCAUCUUGACACAUUGGUAGAUAUUUGUGGAAUAUUUGAGCAGUGUGACUUCAUUUUCUAAAGCCUGUGAUUUUGAGGAUUUGUAUCACAGAAUGUCUGUUAGUACAUGUGAUAGUUAUUUUCUCUUUUCUGUAUGAACAACAUGUGGAACCAGACCCAAGGAAGUGCUCCUAGCUCAGUCACUCCCUGCUCUGUAUCUAGCUCACUCAUGCUGCUACCUUUCACCCAAGUGAUGGCUUAUGAUGUUUCCCGGUCUGCUAAAGGCUAGUUUUGUGGAAUUGUUCCCCAGGAUAUAUCGCAAAGGCUCACUUGGAAAGAAAUUGGGCAAGACAACUGAUGAAGCAACAAUGAACAAGCAGAAGCAGGUAGGGGAUCCUGAUAGUUCAGUGAUUUCUAAGGAAUUCCUUGGCAAGCAGUUUCUAAGAAGACAUUGCCAACAUAAGUGCCAUCAUAGAAGCACUGCCAUCUUGAGAACUUUUUUUUAAAGAUUUAUACAUACAAGAACUGGAA